This is a messenger RNA of Sander lucioperca (pikeperch), 2489 nucleotides long. RefSeq names its product TANK-binding kinase 1 (gene tbk1). Gene Ontology annotation, cellular component: cytoplasm. The coding region runs from base 101 to 2296 and encodes 731 amino acids. Gene Ontology annotation, biological process: peptidyl-serine phosphorylation. The transcript has 21 exons. Lineage: Eukaryota; Metazoa; Chordata; Actinopteri; Perciformes; Percidae. The record is from RefSeq and is a predicted model, not a curated record. Gene Ontology annotation, molecular function: ATP binding; protein binding; protein serine/threonine kinase activity.
ACUCUGUGCGCUGAUUGGACGGCAGCUGUGACGUAGACAGCGAACAGCGGAAGACGAGGACUCCGCAGCAGUAAAGAAGGGAUCACUUGCAGCCGUCAGGAUGCAGAGCACUACCAACUACCUGUGGCUGAUCUCAGACCUGCUGGGCCAGGGAGCGACGGCCAACGUUUACCGCGGCAGACACAAGAAAACUGGAGACCUGUACGCAGUCAAAGUCUUCAACAACCUGAGUUUUCUGAGGCCGCUGGACGUCCAGAUGAGAGAGUUUGAGGUUCUGAAGAAACUGAACCACAAGAACAUCGUCAAACUGUUCGCCGUGGAGGAGGAGGUCAGUAACGGUCACCCAGCUACGUCCAACACCCAUCACAAGGUCCUGGUGAUGGAGUAUUGUCCGUGUGGAAGUCUCUACACAGUGUUAGAGGAGUCGUCCAACGCUUACGGACUCCCUGAGGACGAGUUCCUCUUAGUUCUGCACGAUGUGGUGGCCGGUAUGAACCACCUGAGAGAGUACGGUAUCGUUCACCGGGACAUCAAACCAGGAAACAUCAUGCGUGUGAUCGGAGAGGAGGGCCGCUCCGUCUACAAGCUGACAGACUUCGGAGCAGCCAGAGAGCUGGAGGACGACGAGCAGUUUGUGUCUCUGUACGGCACCGAGGAAUACCUGCACCCAGACAUGUACGAGCGAGCCGUGUUGAGGAAAGACCACCAGAAGAAGUACGGCGCCACGGUGGACCUGUGGAGCAUCGGAGUCACGUUUUACCACGCCGCCACCGGCAGCCUCCCGUUCAGACCGUUCGAAGGGCCGCGCCGGAACAAGGAAGUCAUGUAUAAAAUCAUCACAGAGAAACCGUCCGGGACGAUCUCCGGUCAUCAGAAGAGUGAGAACGGGAAGAUCGAGUGGAGCACCGAGAUGCCGGUUUCCUGCAGUCUGUCCAAGGGUCUGCAGAGCCUCCUGACUCCGGUCCUCGCCAACAUCCUGGAGGCGGAUCAGGAGAAGUGUUGGGGCUUCGACCAGUUCUUCGCCGAGACCAACGACAUCCUGCACCGCACCGUGGUCUUCGUGUUCAGCCUGCAGCAGGCCACGCUGCACCACAUCUACAUCCACGAAUACAACACGGCGGCGCUGUUCCAGGAGCUGCUGUCUCGCCGGACCAGCAUCCCGCAGCACAACCAAGAGCUGCUGUACGAGGGCCGCCGUCUGGUCCUGGACCCCAACCGCCAGGCCAUGUCCUUCCCCAAAACCUCCACAGACAAUCCCAUCAUGCUCGUGAGCCGCGAGUCUGUUGCCACCGUGGGGCUCAUCUUCGAAGACCCCAGUCCUCCUAAAGUUCAGCCUCGCUACGACCUCGACCUGGACGCCAGCUACGCUAAGACGUUUGCAGGUGACGUUGGACAUUUGUGGAAGACGUCGGAGUCUCUGCUGGUUUAUCAGGAGCUGGUGCGGAAAGGAGUUCGAGGUUUAAUCGAGCUGAUGAAGGAGGACUACGGCGAGAUUCUACACAAGAAGUCGGAGGUUUUCCAUCUGUGUAACUACUGCACUCAGAUUCUGGAGAAGACUGAACAGCUGUUUGAGGUGUUGAUUCAGGCCAACAUGAUGUCAUCAGAGUAUGAUGAGAUCUCCGACAUGCACAAGAAAGUUCUCAGAGUCUCCAGCUCUCUGGAGCCCCUCGAACGAACAUCCCAAGACAUCAAGAGUAAAUUCCUCCCCGGAGGAAUGCUGACCGACGGCUGGCUGCAACAAGUGGGGACGCACCCCGAGGACAGGAACGUGGAGAAAAUCAAAGUGCUUCUGGACGCCAUCACGGCCAUCUACCAACAGUUCAAGAAGGACAAAGCUGAGAGACGUCUGCCGUACAACGAAGAACAGAUCCAUAAAUUUGACAAACAGAAGUUGGUGCUUCACGCCAGUAAAGCCAGAUCUCUGUUCACCGAGGAGUGUGCCAUGAAGUAUCGCCUCUUCAUCUCUAAGAGUGAAGAGUGGCUCAGGAAGGUUCAUCACGUGAAGAAGCAGCUGCUCAGUCUGUCGGGUCAGCUGAUGAGCAUUGAAAAGGAAGUGACGAUGCUGCUGGAGAGAGCCAUUAAGCUGCAGGAACAGCUGCCUCAGAAGGUUCUUCCUCUGGUGUCCAGCGGGAUGAAGCCUCAGGCCUACCUGAGCCAGAACACGCUGGUGGAGAUGACGCUGGGGAUGAAGAAGCUGAAGGAGGAAAUGGAGGGAGUCGUCAAAGAGCUGGCAGAGAACAACCAUUUCUUAGAGAGAUUUGGGACCCUGACGCUGGACGGAGGUCUGAGAGGUUGAAGGUCAGACCUCGUGGACAGAAUCUCAGCCUCGCCGUGGCGUUCGUCUCCUGAAGCUUCUGCAGUUUGUACAUAUUCUGUGUGUUAAUCUGUAAAUAAUGUGAGACUGGAAGAUGAAGCUUGUUUUUCUAUGUUAAUGAACACACAUUUGCCCUCGUACAGACUCUGCUUUAGGAACUAGGGAUGCACCGAAU